AUGGACAUAAAAGAUAGUAAUGGAGUAGUAUUCAGUGAAAUUACCCCUAAGGAUGGUGUCCUCAUAACAUCUGUUGUAUAUGGAGAGACCCCGCCUUUUACAGCCGUUGGAGAGGAAAAGUGCCAAUUAGUGGGAUCUUAUACAACUGGAAAUGAAGUGGUUCUCUACCUAGAAAUUAAUGACAAUGGUGUUGAGAAGUUUAAAUACUUUGAGAAAGUUGGUGAAACAUGGAAUGAGGUCGAUGAAAAAGGAUUUGAUGAUAAGUUUAUACCACUGAUGGGAGGAUCUGUAACAUAUGGUACUCUUGAUCUUGCCAGUCCAGAUGAGUCUAAAGUGGAUAUUCUCAGAGCUAGUAGGAAUGAAGUGGAGAAGAAGGAGUAUUAUCCAAAGGAUACUUCCAAGAUUACUACUGUUAUGGAUGGUAAUAAGGAACUAUGGAAGAAAGAUGAAGAUUAUCAAAAGUUCCUAUCUGCAACAUUGUCAUCCAAGGGAAAGUCAUAA
Messenger RNA from Theileria equi strain WA, 501 nucleotides. RefSeq lists its product as hypothetical. NCBI's taxonomy places the organism in Eukaryota, Apicomplexa, Aconoidasida, Piroplasmida, Theileriidae. The transcript has a single exon. The record is from RefSeq and is a predicted model, not a curated record. The coding region runs from base 1 to 501 and encodes 166 amino acids.